AUGACUGUCGACGCGGUGCUCCUCGCCAUCGUCGUCGCCUUCCUCCUCCCGCUUCGCCUCGUCUCCCUCGGCCUCCGCCUGGCGUCCGGGCGCCACAGCACUAGCGCCAGACACCUCCGCCGUUCCUGUGCCGCUUUGGCCGUCGCGGCGGCGCUCCUCGCCGUCAUCUUCGCCCUCCCGCGUGACCACGCCAGGGAGUGCGCCGCCACGGUCGCCUCCGUCUCCAGUGGCGGGGAUGAGGACGGCGGUUUCCGCGAGGAGCUGCGGUCGGAGGUCGAGCAGCUUAAGCUGCAGCUGGCGCGGCUUGAAUCUCUUUGGGAUAGUAAAUCUAAAGUGGUGGAUGAGAAACUUGGUCCUUUAGAGGAGGAGAAUGACCGUGUAGUGAGAGCAAUGGAACUUGAUAUCCAGUCUCUGAUCAAUGAGCAGGAAAAUAUCAAGAUUCAGGAAUCAUUAUGCAGCUCAUAUUUUGGUGAUAGUAUCAAGGCAAUGGAAAAUGAGGUUCAAAUUCUAAAAGAUGGAUCAAGAAAGAUGAACUCGGAUAUAUGGACAGUAGCAAAGGACACAACAGAAAAGGUCGAAGCUCUGCAUUCAGCUAUCAAGAAGGUUCAAGUUAUAGCUGAUGAAUGGGUCACGAUGAACUCUACUACUAACAGAAUAUGGUCAUUCACUAAGGAGACAGAGAAAAGGGUGGAAGGUCUAUAUUCAGAUUUAAAGAAGUUACAUGUUAUGGGUACAAAUGAAUCACAAUGGGAAGUGUUUGAUGGGGGGGCUUCAAGCAGACGAAGAGAAAAGUGCCAUUCUGGAGAGAUUGAUGAUGCUGUGGACGGACCUGAUGUUUGA
This is a messenger RNA of Miscanthus lutarioriparius, 840 nucleotides long. The record is from the annotation of a GenBank genome assembly. NCBI's taxonomy places the organism in Eukaryota, Viridiplantae, Streptophyta, Magnoliopsida, Poales, Poaceae.